AUUUUUUUCUCGAAAAUGCGUAGCGAACACGUGGGUUUUCUUUCCGAUUGUUCGAUCAGUUCGUCCAGUUCUCACAGUGCUCCUAGGCGAUUUACUGUUGAGUUGGUGUUUUCUGGCACCGGUGUUGAAUAUUGGGUGCGUCGUAUUUUUGUUGGGAAAUAUGGAAAAAAAUAUCGGAGGUUAUUCCAGAAAAGAACCACUUUUAAUAAGAUUAUUUGUUCAAACUAUAUAAUUUUGCAGGAUGUUGCUUAUGCGCUGAAUUGUCCAGACGGUAGAAAGGUGUUUCUGGAGAAGACGAAGGAAAACGCUGUGUUGUCGCUGACUGACGCUCAAGGUCACUCGAUCAAAACACUAGCUUGUGAAUUCUGA
Haemonchus placei is the source of this 369-nucleotide messenger RNA. The record is from the annotation of a GenBank genome assembly. NCBI's taxonomy places the organism in Eukaryota, Metazoa, Nematoda, Chromadorea, Rhabditida, Trichostrongylidae.